This is a messenger RNA of Coregonus clupeaformis (lake whitefish), 2044 nucleotides long. RefSeq names its product serine/threonine-protein kinase SMG1-like. Gene Ontology annotation, molecular function: protein binding. Bases 15 to 263 code for a protein of 82 amino acids. Lineage: Eukaryota; Metazoa; Chordata; Actinopteri; Salmoniformes; Salmonidae. The transcript is spliced from 3 exons. Gene Ontology annotation, cellular component: nucleus. The record is from RefSeq and is a predicted model, not a curated record.
CUUGCGCUCAGACGAUGACCAGCAAGGGUCUGAAUCCCAGCCCCAAGCGGUCUGUACGUGACCCCAAGACGGGACGAGCUGUCCAGGAGAGGAACUCGUACGCGGUGAGCGUGUGGAAGAGGGUGAAAGCCAAGCUGGAGGGGAGAGACGUGGACCCCAACAGGAGGAUGAGUGUCUCUGAGCAGGUGGACUGUGUGAUAAAGGAGGCCACCAACAUGGACAAUCUGUCCCAGCUCUACGAGGGUUGGACAGCCUGGGUGUGAACGGUGUCUCCCUGUGGUGCAUCUCUUUGGUUCCAGCACACAACCGAGCCUCGCAGUGGGAGGGUUAGACAUCCAACCGAACCUCCAGACCAGACACCCAGAUACCCUGUUACCCACCUGCCCUGUUCUGGCAGGGUUAGGGUUAGGCGUGUCUGUCUGGGCCUGGGGGGGGGGGCGAAGGAAGGAGGGGAGGAGCCGCUGGAGCAGCAGCACUCAACCGUGCCACACGCUGAUGGGGAAGGAGGGGGGAGGGGGGGGUCAAGAUACCCCCCCCCAUAUAACCUCCUAGGGGCCUACCAUGGAACCCGUACCCCGUACCGUAGCAGCACUAAAGCUGUCUGCCUGCCUGCCUGCCUGAUUGGCUGGCUUCACCCAGUCCCACCCAACCCUGCCACCUGGCAAUGGACCCAGCUAACACAACCAGCUAAAGGGUCACUCUGCAGUCUGUCUGCAGCCCGAUCCGACCACCCUGCUUGUCUGUUCAGGUGGGGGGGUCUGUCUGGGACAGGAAGGGGAGCAGAGAAAUUGGGAGGGAAGGUGUGAUAAUAAGUCCCUCCCCCUCUACCCUAUGUUUUGAAUAACCUUUACCCUCCCCAAAUGAAAACCACCACCCUCCACUCACUGUUACCACCGAUGACCCCCCCCCCCCCCCCCCCCUUUAACAGCUGAGCUGGUUUACCCAGCAUGCCGUUGGGUUUGGACCUCAUUCAGAGGGGUGGAGAAAGGGGCAGAUUUGCCAGGGUCUGAAGAGCAGGUUGCUCCUGUUUUUAAACCAAUCGCCUCCCUGAUGGUACAGUGAUUCUGAUUGGCCAGCGACUAAGCUGCGUGAGUUGUGAUUGGGCAGGUGUGGCAUGGGGGGGGGGAGAGAGAGAAUCUGUCGGCUCAAUGGACUCCAUCCGAAGCCUGAGGGGAAAAUGAUUUCAGGAAAUAAAAUUGUCAUCAGACUUUUCUUUUUUCUUCUCUGAAACAUUUAUUGUAAAACAGAAGAAAAAAAAUACAUAUUUUACAAAGCUCUUUAGAAAUUGUGUAUCACACAAGUUUCACAUUAAAAAUGGAUUAUCAAGUGGAGAUCGGGUUUUUGGGGAGAAGAUUCACUGUUGUGUGGUGUUUUUUUAAAUGUUUCGGCACUGCGUAAAAAUGUGCCUCAAGUUAACUAAUCCUAUUGUCUGAAGUUAUGAUUUUCUGUUAGGGGAGUUGAGAUUUGGGGAUUGACUGAGAAAGGACGACAAAGUGGUCAAAGUUCUAGCUAGUUAUUAUCUGAACCUUGGUUUUCAUCCCGAAUGGCACCAUAUCCCCUAUACAGUGCACUACUUUUGACCAGAGACGUUUGGGUCGAAGGUAGUGCCCUAAAUCGGGAAUAGGGUGUCACUUGGGACGUAAACCUUGACCUGAGAGAAAUCCAUGUAAAAUCAAUUUUUCUUCAAUGUGCAUCUUUAUUCAUAUCUGUUGUAUUGUAGGCUUCUCCUCCCUCCCCCCUCGUUUAUAAAAGAGAAAACCUUUAGACUAGAUUGCUUUUUCCUUUUUUGACUCUCUGCCUGUGUGUGAGUAAGUAGUAUCCUUCCUUCCUAAUAUGGUAUGUAUACUCUCCAGCCCUAUAGCUUGUGUUUUACUGAUCCUUACUAACUGUCCUUCUAGUUUUACCUUUUUUAGUGGGAGAAAUAAGUAGAAUAGACAAGUAAAGGAAUAGUGGAUGUUUAUUUUUUGGGUGAUAGUACAAAACUGUUAUUUCUUAAAAGAUUUUAUUGGAUUUUGUUUGAAAUAAACGUGGAUUUAAAAUUGUC